CGUCAUAGCCCAUUUGUUUUGACAUUGAAUCCUAACCUAAAAAUAUCUUAAAAGUCAUCGGAAAUCUUGUUAUAAAAGUUAUAAUCGUAAUAUUAUAUUAAUCAAUUGGGUAAAAAGAAAUAUUAUUUCAAAUAAAUCCUCAAAGAUUUUUAAUUAAAAACUGUUAGGUUAAUUUUCAAGAUGCCAAAAUAUUAUUGUGACUAUUGUGACACUUAUUUAACUCACGAUUCACCGAGUGUGAGAAAAACUCAUUGCCAAGGUAGAAAGCACAAGGAUAAUGUAAAAUAUUUUUAUCAAAAAUGGAUGGAAGAUCAAGCACAACAGCUUAUUGAUGCAACUACUGCCGCAUUUAAAGCAGGAAAAAUUGCGACAAAUCCAUUUUCGGGCAAUAAUGGAGCAGCAAUUCCACCGCCUGUUAAUUAUGGUCCAAGACCAGGUCCUGGUCCAGUACCACAAGGACCACCAAUGAUGCCACCGCCAAUGAUGAUGGGACCACAUGGACCAAUGCCACCACCAAUGAUGGGAAUGCCACCUCCAAUGAUGGGACAUAUGGGUCCCAUGAUGGGACCAAUGGGUUCAAUAAGACCACCUCCAAUGAAAACAUAAAUUAAUCUUCCAUCUCGUCGGUGAUUAUUCAUUUUAUUUAAAAAUUAUUAUUAUUUUAUAAUUAUACAAAUACAAUGAGUUUCAAUUAUAUUUUGAAACAAUUUUCUUUUUUUUUUCUGAAUAAUAAAACUUCUCACUUUUAGUUAUUAAA
Molecule: messenger RNA, 757 nt
Organism: Leptopilina boulardi
Lineage: Eukaryota; Metazoa; Arthropoda; Insecta; Hymenoptera; Figitidae
Product: U1 small nuclear ribonucleoprotein C-like
Exons: 2
Coding region: 181-606 (141 amino acids)
Biological process (GO): spliceosomal snRNP assembly; mRNA 5'-splice site recognition; mRNA splicing, via spliceosome
Cellular component (GO): nucleus; U1 snRNP
Molecular function (GO): pre-mRNA 5'-splice site binding; zinc ion binding
Source: RefSeq, a predicted model, not a curated record